CGCCCUCCCUACCUCCCCGGGGUGGGGGUAGGCGUUCGCCCUCUCCCUUCGCCCCGCGGGGUGCGGAUGGAAUCUCACUGGUCUUCACGCUCUUGCCCGGCUCUCCCGGGCCCUCCAGGCGGAGCCAGGAGCAGUGCCUUCCUGGGACACCCGGCUCGGCCUGGAGCAUCACCUCCUGGCUCCUCAGUUCCUCGGAGCGCCCCCCCGCCCCCGCCUCUGCCGAGUUUUAAACAGACUCUCGUGGCAUUAUCCUUCAGUGGGGCUAUUGGACUGACUUUUCUCAUGCUGGGAUGUGCCUUAGAAGAUUAUGGCGUUUACUGGCCCUUGUUUGUCCUGAUAUUUCACGUCAUCUCUCCCAUCCCCCAUUUCAUUGCCAAAAGAGCAACUUAUGACUCGGACGCCACAAGUAGCGCCUGCCGGGAGCUGGCGUAUUUUUUCACUACUGGAAUUGUUGUCUCUGCCUUUGGAUUUCCUGUUAUUCUUGCCCGUGUGUCUGUGCCAAUGAACCCAUGACACAUUGGACAUCCUAGCCUCAGACCCCGGAGGCAGAGCCACGCUGGAGCCUGUAUUCCUCCUAACGAGCCCCGCAGACGUUUCCCUCACUGGGGCCAAUGCUGUAGUGAGACCAGCCUUGGUGGUUCUUAUGAUCGCAAGACACACAUCAGCAAAAACCUUCGGGGAGCUUUGAGGAACAAGAUUCAGUACCCACAAGUCCUGGAGGGUACACAGCAUGCCUGAAGGCCAAACAGGAAGAUGGUGGGUAAGGAAAGAGAGCACGGAUCUGAAGCUCUGCUUUCAACUUUGGACUCCUCAAAAACUUAACAAUUAAUUAAGUAGUUAAGUAGCCCACUGUUGACCAGAAGCCUUACUGAUAACAAAAAGAGUCAAUGAACACAUGUUCUUUAUGUUAUAUAUAACAUAUACUGUAUUCUUACAGUAAGGUAACAAAAAUUCAACUGAGUAAAUUUUAAAGAUCUAGUUGGCUUUAUUAAUCAAUUCAUGAAUUGGGCAUUAUCCCAUCUAGCAAGUAGAGGGGGGUUCCAAAGGGCUACAGAAAAGAAGUUUUUAAAGUAGAAGAGUGGAAAAAAGGAAAUAAUUAGCAACAAUCCACUGUUUUUUCGGCAAGGUUGCCCUCCUAAGAGGCAUGGAAUAUCGGUAAAUUUCCUAGUGCUCAUCAGGAAAUUCCUAUGUUGACGGGUUAAAGGUUGAAACUGCAGUGAGGGUAGGGACCAAGUUAGUCUUGGUUUACUGACUUGAAGUCUUAACCUAAGUGGCAUCAGUUUGGGCCUGUGGUUUGCUUCUUAGCAGUAAGCUAGAGAAAGGAAAAUGUUAUUAAGAAAAUCCCCUAAGGGGGGCGCCUGGGUGGCUCAGUCGUUAAGCGUCUCCCUUCGGCUCAGGUCAUGAUCCCAGGGUCCUGGGAUCGAGUCCCACAUCGGGCUCCCUGCUCUGCGGGAAGCCUGGUUCUCCCUCUCCCACUCCCCCUGCUUGUGUUCCUGCUCUCGCUAUGUCUCUCUGUCAAAAAAAUAAAUAAAAUCUUAAAAAAAAAAAAAAAGAAGAUCCCCUAAGGAAGAGAAAAUACAUUUACAAUACUGUACCAUAUUUAUCAAAAAUAAUCCAUGUGUAAGUGGAUCUGAGUGGUUCAAAACCAUGUUGUUCAAGGGUCAACUGUACCUUCAUUUAUUCCUUCUUGAAUGUUCUUCCUUUCUAUAUGUAGAUCCAAGUUUCUGGCCCAUACUAUUGUUUUAUUUCUCUCUGAAGAGUGUAACAUUUCUUUCAAAGCAGAUCUUCUGCUGACAAAAUCCCUUAGUUUUCUUUUCUUUUUUUUUUAAAGAUUUUAUUUAUUUAUUUGAGAGAGAGAGAAUGAGAGAGAGCGCAUGAGAGAAGGGAGGGUCAGAGGGAGAAGCAGACUCCCCGCCGAGCAGGGAGCCCGAUGCGGGACUCGAUAUGGGACUCGAUCCGGGGACUCCAGGAUCAUGACCUGAGCCGAAGGCAGUCGCUUAACCAACUGAGCCACCCAGGCGCCCUCCCUUAGUUUUCUUAAUCAGAUAAAAUCUUUAUGUCUCCUUCACUUUUGAAGGAUAAAAGUGUAUCUGUUUUGCUUGACACAGAAUUCUAGGUUUGUGAUUUUUUUUCUUUCAACACUUUAAAUCUGUCACUCCGCUCUUUGUCUUGUUUAUGUGGUUUUUGAAGAGAAGUCAAUGUAAUUCUUAGCCUUGGUCUUCUAAAGGUAAAGUGUUUUUCCUCUUCUAUCUUCUUCCAAGAUUUUCUCUUUGUCUUUGACUUUCUGCAGUUUGGAUAUGAUAUGCCUAUGUUUAGAUUUUUUGGUAUUUAUCAUGCUUGGUAUUCCCCAAGCUCCCUGGAUCUUUGAUCUCAUAGCCAAGAAGAGGUUAGGAGGACAUGAUGACUAAAUUUAACAUGGUAUUCUGGGUACAGUCUUGAGAACAGAAAAAGGGCCUUAGGUAAGAAAUAAAGAAAUAUGAAUAACAUGGACUCUGGUUAAUAAUCAUGUAUUAAUAUUGGCUUACAGUUGUCACAAAUGAGCUGUACUAAUGUAAGAUGUUAAAUAACAGAAAAUUUGGUCUGGGGUGUAUGGAAACAAUCUAUAUUAUCUUACCAACCUUUCUGUGAAUUUUUUUUUUUUUUAUGUAUAAUACAUCAUUCGUUUUUUGAUGUAGUGUUCGGUGAUCCUUUCUGUGAAUCUAAAACUUUUCUAAAAUAAAAAAGCUUACCAAAAUAGUGGAUGGCAUAGGAGGAGUAAUAGUUUUGUUUUGCAACCUAGGAAAAAGAGUUGGAGCAAACUCACAGAGGACUAGGACCUAUAUUCCUCUCUGGUGUGGGAGGAAGGAGAUGACAUUGGAUUGGGGAAGGGCUGAGCCAAAUUGGGGUGUCCAGCUUGUUUCUGCUCGGCUGUCUCCUGGCUCCUCCUGGGAAGAGCAAUAGCUCCACAGAGCCAUGUGUACUAGAGGGUGAGAUUUGGCAAUUCCUUGGUGCAUAGGGUGGUGGUGUGCAAACUCAGAUGCCCAUAGCAUCCAGUUAGGUGGUCCAGAUGACUAAAGCAAGUUGAAUGUAAGAACUGUGGGAGGGCUGGGAACUGUAGCAAAUAGGAGAGACAAGCCUUACAUGAGAGAUCGGCUACUACUCAGUGCUGGCUGAUUUUUGCUAUGCAGGAAGAUAAGCUCAGAUGCCUUCUUUUCUGAUAUUUCAAAAGAAGCUGGAGAUCCAGAUUUUAAAAAAAUUACAUGGAAUAGUUUGCUUUUUUUUGAAUAGUCCACCUUUUUAAACAUUGGUGACUAUUUUAGAAAGUUUUUGUUAAAUAUCAUGCACACCCAAACUGUGCUGAAGGAAAUACUUCUGUGGACCCCACACUGCCAGUUUGCAACUAUUCUCUAUAAACCUGAGCUCUGAUGAGCCAUGUGGACCAAUAUCUGGGGGAGCCAGAACUUUGUCUGUAAAGUCUGUGACUCCCAAGGUCAGUCUAGGGGAGUAAAUGUGUGAUCUCCUCCUUGAAAGUUUUGGACGAUGAAGAGAAUAGCUGUAUGGCAUCUCUGGCAAGUGGCAUGAGCAAAAGCCAGAGUUAGAACAUCACAGGGUGUGUUGAGGGGACUGGAUGAUUAGAGUGAAGAUUCAUAAAGAGGGGAAGUUAACUGGGCUAGAAAGUUGGGUUGGAGCUAGAUUAUGGCGGUCCUGGGCAUUUGGACUUUAUGCUGUUGGCAACACGUGACUGAUCUCCAGCUUCUCUGGAAAGAGCACAAGGCAGAAAUCAGGAGCUAUGAUGAGAAAUUGGACAUUAACCCCUGGAUUUUCCAGCCAGAAAGAGCAAGGCUGAGUAAAUAAAUGUACUGAGUGUAGUUAGAAAAAUUGGAUUCAGGUGAAAGAGACCAUUAAUAACAACCAGCCAAAGAGUGUUUAUGCAUAUGCCCUUGUGUGAUUAUUUGAUACAUAUAUAACCUUUGUAACUGGGCUAGGCUGGCCUGUCUGGGCCCAUCAGAACAGUUCCCACAGGCACCCCAGCUUAAUACCAAUAAGGAAGAUUAGAUUCAUCCUCAUUCUCUUUCCUCUCUUAGUGUCUCUUGACCACCCCCCCACCCCCCAGGGAUGAUUGCACUGAUCCAGAGCUGCUGAAAUGGGGAAAGAAACCUAUGCCUGACCUGUGCACACAGCACACAGCAGUGAUAUUUGAUGUGAGAUUAGGUCAGAGUCAGCUAGGAAGCCUUCUUAGGUAUGGUCACAGCCAACAAAAUGAAAAAGGUUUAUCUGGGGUGGGGGGGUAGUUUUUCCCUCUCUGCCUGGCUGUCCUUUCUCACCCUCCCUUAGGCAUCCUUUCCUCCCAUAAAAUCUAGUCCAUAAUUUCUGUUUGAAACUCCUCAAAUUCUACUAGACCACUAGAUGAGCACAUUCCACUCUCAACAAUAGCAUUAUAUUUCAAACUCUUAUUGUUCUAAUCCUGGCAUUUUAAUAGCCCACAGGAGGCUGAAAUAACUACCCCCACCUCACCACCAUCACCAAGGAGAUCAAAUAUCAUUUCUAGAAUUUAUUAUAAGCCCCUUGUGGUGAACGUAGGACCCAGAGGCCAAGACAUAUUUUAAGUAGGAUAUUCCUAAUGUUUGGCUGGUCCUUUUUUUUUUUUUUUAAGAAUUUUUUGUUUAUUCAUUUGAGACAGAGAGAGGAGAGGCAGAGGAAGAGGGAGAAGUAGACUCGCUGCUGAGCAGGGAGCCCGAUACGGGGCUCCAUCCCAGGACCUGGAGAUCAUGACCUGAGCCAACGGCAGACACUUAACCAUCUGAGCCACCCAGGCACCCCUGGCCGGUCCUUUCUAACAAUGUAUUAAAGUUGGUGUUUUUGUUACUUCCAUCCAUUGGUUCUAGUUCUGUUCAGUGAGGUAAAUCAGAACAGCUCUAAUCUCAUUUCCAUUGUAAUGAAAGAGCAUUUAUUAAUAACAGAAACUAUGAGGAAUCUUGAAAAAGUUGUUAAAUAGUGUAAGUUGCUAGUGGGAUCCUGUCCAAUCCCUGCUCCCUUCCCAACAAAACAAACAGAGGGAAAUUUCUCUUCCCUCAGAGGGAAAGUUGUUUAUGACUUUGCCAUUAAGAUUUAUAAUGAAAACUUUUUUAUGUGUAUAUGGUAAGAAUGAAACUUUAUGUGAAAACUUAAAUAAUGAACAUUCUUGAUAUCCAAAUGGGUGUUUUGUUUUUUUUUUUUUCUAUCCAAGCAAUAGCAUGGGGAAUGUCUUACCCUUAUUUCAAAUUUGCCCGAAAUUUUUUUGUAAUAAUUAAGUAAUUUUCAACAUUUAUCAAGGACUAUUUGAAGUCAAGCAUGGUGAAUAAAGUGAAUGUUUGAGACACCUGGUAAACCUUUUGGGGGUGAUAAACAGGGCAGGAGUAAUAGUAGGGACAGCCUUCAUUAA
Mirounga angustirostris (Northern elephant seal) is the source of this 5401-nucleotide messenger RNA. RefSeq names its product leptin receptor overlapping transcript (gene LEPROT). Gene Ontology annotation, cellular component: endosome. NCBI's taxonomy places the organism in Eukaryota, Metazoa, Chordata, Mammalia, Carnivora, Phocidae. The record is from RefSeq and is a predicted model, not a curated record. Gene Ontology annotation, biological process: negative regulation of growth hormone receptor signaling pathway; late endosome to vacuole transport via multivesicular body sorting pathway. Bases 67 to 513 code for a protein of 148 amino acids. The transcript has 4 exons.